Molecule: messenger RNA, 603 nt
Organism: Cylindrotheca closterium
Lineage: Eukaryota; Bacillariophyta; Bacillariophyceae; Bacillariales; Bacillariaceae
Source: the annotation of a GenBank genome assembly
AUGAGUAUCUACAGUCGAAUCUUUGCAAACACUUCAAAGAGAUUUGCAUCGGCCGCAAUCUCUGGGCGUAAAGUCCCUCCACAUGGCGUCUGGGGAAUUCCAGGAGCUGUCGUGUUUACCUGGAUCAUCUGGGGAGCCCUCAACGAUGAUAUCAAACAGUCCGUUGGACUUUACUGGGAUCCCGAUACCGAAGUCAAAAGAGUAGAAGCCGAGCGAGAAAAGCGAUUGGCAGCCAAGGAAGCUCUUAAGGCAGCAAAGAAUCCUGCCGCGGAAGAGGAAGAAGAAGAGGAGGAAGACGAAGGAGUAACCGCUGAAGAUAUCGAAGAGGCUGUGAAUGCUGCCAUUGAGCAAUCUGGCGGUGCCGAGGAAGAGGAGGAAGAAGAAGAAGAGCCCGCACCAGAGCCUGAGGCCGAGGAAGAAGAAGAAGAGGAGGAGGAAGAGGAAGAGAAGCCAAAGAAGAAGAAGGUUGACCCUGCUACCUUGACAAAAGAAGAGCGAUGGGAAUAUUUCACCGAUCGGGCUAUUAACCCAGGUGAUGAUGAUGAUGACGACGAUGAUGACGACGACGAUGAUGAUGAUGACGACGAUGAAGACGACGAGUAA